UUCUAUUUCCAUUCCAGACCAUGUUCAGAACAUGGUUAGCUGGAUUUCCAGUAAAUACAGAGAAAAUCAAGAUGAUGAAAAUGGAGACGAUGAAGCAGAAUACAACAAGAAGAGAAUUACCCUUCUGGGAUUUUCUUUUCACUGCCAAACAUGAAUUCCACCAGGAAAAUAAGUUCAUCUUCAGACGAUUAUAUUAAUUCUUCACCUUCAAACCAUCUUGCUCAAGAUCUCCUUCUUGAAAUUCUCUCAAGACUACCCAUCUAAUCUCUGGUUCGAUUUUCUUGCGUCAACAAAUCAUGGGGAAUGCUCGGCCGCGACCCUGUCUUCACCGCACUUCAAAUCAAAAGAUCAUCAUCUUCAACUUUCAAUUCCACUGCUCUAAUCAGAGCUCACGCCGUUGAAGGAAGCUUCACCUCCUUCUUCUCAGAAAAUCAGGAGUCUCACACGGUGGAUAUCCCAUUGGAGAUCACUUACAAAGACGUUCAGAUUGUUGAUUGCUGUAAUAGCGUUUUCUGUGUCAGUCCUUCCCUUGAUUUCGGCUUCAAUAACUAUUUUCUCAACCCUGCAACCAGAGAAUUCAAAUCUGUGUCUGGAGAUAAUUUAGGGUUUAAAGAAAUUAGGACUGUAACUCUUGGGUUUGGCAAGCUGGUGAAAAUCUUUAGUCCUCACAUAAUCAAUCCAGAAUCUUCAAAGCUUCAAUCUGAAAUCCAUGUCUACACAUUGAGCUCCAAUGCUUGGAGAAACACAGGUUUUAUAGAAGCAAAUGUAGGAUCUAAACUCCAUAAAUCAGCAGCUAGACUGAAUGGUUUUCUUCACUGGAAAGCAGAAGAAAUUAACAGUAACAAGCCCUGUGAAUUCAUCUUCUCCUUCAACCUAUCCACCGAAGCGUUUCGAAAACUCCCACUACCUGAAAUUUCGAGAAACUCCACGGCCAGAUACUGGUACCCGUCUCUGUUACACCACUCACUUUCUGUAAUCGUCUGCCAUGGAGAAAAUUACCAGAGGAGCAACAGAUUUGACAUCUGGAUAAUGCACGAAUACGGUAAUAACCAGUCGUGGAACAAGAGAAUCGCCAUUGAUGAACCUCACCUGAGGAUCAAAAGAGUGGUGGGGUGUUGCAGAAACGGCGAGGUGAUUCUAACGAACUUGAAUCAGGAGAUUUUGGUGUUCGAUCCGAUAAAUCAAGCAAAAACAAAAAGAGUAAAUCUGAGUGGAGCUGAGGCAGAUCAAAUCCAGAUGUUCGAUUACUUAGAGACCUUUGUGGGGAUCGGAGGAAGAAAAAUGAAUCUGCAGAUUCUAGAUAGGAUGUGGUUCGGGUUUUACAUGUGUUGUUUGGUUCUGUUAAUUGGUUGGCUGACUCUUCUUCGAUUCUCCCAGUGGAGAGUAGGCAAGAAAAAGAAGAGGAAGAAGCAGAAGAAAAGCACACAAGCUGCUGCCAUUUUCUGA
This is a messenger RNA of Carica papaya (papaya), 1446 nucleotides long. RefSeq names its product F-box/kelch-repeat protein At3g06240-like. Lineage: Eukaryota; Viridiplantae; Streptophyta; Magnoliopsida; Brassicales; Caricaceae. The record is from RefSeq and is a predicted model, not a curated record.